Molecule: messenger RNA, 537 nt
Organism: Lycium ferocissimum
Lineage: Eukaryota; Viridiplantae; Streptophyta; Magnoliopsida; Solanales; Solanaceae
Exons: 1
Coding region: 1-537 (178 amino acids)
Source: RefSeq, a predicted model, not a curated record
AUGGUUGAGCAACAUAAUACCCUUUUAUUCAAAAAUCAUGAAGCCCGUCCUACUGAAACUGGUCCAUUCCCGAAAGCGAAUGUGGUAGCAGCACAUGGCCCAGCUGAAAGAAGACAAAAUAAUCGGGGCCAUAAUAAUGAGCGUGGGCGUGGCAAGGGCAAGGGACGAUAUAAUAAUCGUCGUGAUGGUGCUCACCAUAAAAGGGAGAACAAUAUGGUUUAUCAAGGCAAUCCUUCAAGGAGCAGCUGUCAUCGUUGUGGUUUGAAAGGUCAGUGGAAAAAUGAAUGUCAGGCGCCUGAACAUUUUGCCAGGCUUUAUCAAAAUUCCUUCAAAAGAAAGGCAAAUAGAGGUGGUGCCUCUUCUGCUAAUGCCCGGGUGGAGUCACACAUGACUUUAAAAAAUGACGAUGAGGCAGGUCCUUCACGAAAAUAUGAUGAUAAUGUUGAAGCUAAUUUGGCUUUUAAGGAUGAUGAUUUUGAUGGGCUUGAUGAUAUUACUCAUUUGGAAGUUGAAGACUUCUUUGGAGAUCAAAAUUGA